UUUGGAUGGAAAUACCUGUUCUAAUCGUUGACACAUCUUAGGGAGUCUUUGUCGGUCGAAAACAAGUCAGUUACUAUUGUGGCGAUAAACGGUACUAUCAUGUUUCAUAUCCUCAAUCAGAGAGAAAUACAAAAUACUGAAAUGAUGUGGUUGGUUUCCCCUUGAAUGGAGUGCUGAUGACAGUGUGGUUCCCGAGUAGCACAUUGCAUGCGUGUUUUCUUAACGUUGGAUCCAAUGAUGUUCAAUAAUAUCCAUUUCGUAUGAAGUCGCAUUAGUGUGAAACGAUCCAUAAGAAUAAUUUCCAAAACAUGUAGCAGUGAUAUUCUUUUUUAAAUCUCGUUUUACGUUUUGAAUCAUCCCAACGAAAAAAGGCAAACCCAUGGAGAUAUCCGAGUCGACAAAAGCGGUGUUUUUUGUUAGCCGCAUAUUCGGGUUGGCACCGUAUGUGGUAAAAAGAACAACCAAAGGACAAAUUGUGGAUUACAAGCGAAAUCUAGUGUUGGUGAUUUACAGCCUGUGCAUCGUGUUUUGUUUAGCUGCAUUAACGUACAAAGGCAUAUUCUUUGAUAUCAAUUCGAAAAAACCGAUACGUUUCGUUAUUAGAAUGAAGACGGCUACAUCGAAAGUGGUGACUACGCUGGAUGUAUCGGUCGUUGUUUCCGCUUGCAUUUGCGGCAUCUUUUGCGGUAUAUUUGGUCUUUCAUUCGUGAGAGAGCUUAAUCAACGAUUAAACGAGGCGGACGAUAUGCUUUCGAUGUACUUCGCUGCCGGAGAAAAGGAAACGAAGAAACGAAAAGGUUUCACGAUGCUGACCGUGGUGGGUGUCAUCAUAACAGGUGCUCUAGCUCUUGACAUUUGGGUCUGGUAUCGGAUAGCGGAGAAAAUAAAGAAGGAAAAUCAAGACUCAGGUGCUAAUGUCUUAGGAUAUUGUCCUUUUUACGCUCUAUAUUAUAUAUUGAUGAUGUUUCACGUGCUAUUCGCGCAAUCGGCGUUAGGUUUAAACCGCCGGUUCCAUCGCCUCAACUUGACUCUCUAUCACGUAUUUCCGGAAUUUCACAAAACACCCAUAAUUGAGAUAACAUCGGUGUCAUCGGCCAACAAUGCCUUGGAUAUGCUGGAAAACAUAAUGGAGCCGCGGAAUGGCUUGGUCUCUGUUUCACACGGAUACAAACGCACCUCUAUUCCACAGAAUCGGAUUAUUGAGGAUCUGGCCUAUAUCCAUGCCUCAUUAUCGACAGGGGUGGUUUUGGUUUCAAAUACGUUUGGCGUAGCACUCCUUGCGGUUUUGGGUUCAUGCUUACUUCAUCUGGUGGCUACUUCGUACUUUCUAAUGGUGGAGCUUGUGGGUGAUAAGGAUGCGGUGUUCUCCUGGAUCCAGGCACUGUGGUUGUUUAUUCACAUUUUCCGUUUUCUGCUUACAGUAGAGCCAUGUCACAUCACAAAUGUUGAGUCCCGACGGACGAUGACCAUAGUUUGUAAUUUGAUGAGAAUCUGUAAGGAUCCUCUGACGAAAGAACGUUUGGAGAAUUUUUGGCGCCAGCUUGUAGACAAUAACUCUGUGUUCACCGCAUGCGGUUUGUGCACGAUCGAUAGACAUAUAAUCACGUCGUACUGUGGAGCCAUCGCAACGUACCUUGUGAUUUUGAUCCAAUUCAAAGAAGCUGACGAUAAACCGACUUCAUUGACGCACAGAUCGGUAAGAUUGAUACCAUGAAAUGAACAGCCAUAAUGAGAUUUUGGGCUUUUGAUGAGAUUGUUAGGAAUCGAUGUUUGACUGUUAUACUACAUUUAUAUAUUAAACACAAAGAAAUAAAACAGAUAAUAUGAAAUGUUGGUACAUGUCAUAUGUAA
Armigeres subalbatus is the source of this 1851-nucleotide messenger RNA. RefSeq names its product gustatory receptor for sugar taste 43a (gene Gr43a). Gene Ontology annotation, biological process: male courtship behavior; chemosensory behavior; sensory perception of taste. The record is from RefSeq and is a predicted model, not a curated record. The coding region runs from base 380 to 1714 and encodes 444 amino acids. The transcript has 13 exons. Gene Ontology annotation, cellular component: neuronal cell body; membrane; axon. Lineage: Eukaryota; Metazoa; Arthropoda; Insecta; Diptera; Culicidae.